AUGAAAUCCUUAAAGAAUCUAAUUAAGGAAUAUAUUAUGACAAGGAGAAAAUAGAAGAGUAAAAUUAGUUUUUACAACAGUAUCAUUAUACAAUUAUAAACUUUCAAAGAAAAUUUGUGUUAAAAGACUUAUACUUUUGGAAAUUUCAUUGAUGAGUUGAGAAACAUCCUUACUCCUACUCAAGUAGCUAAGGUUAUAUUAGGUUUGGAGAAGUAUCAUAAGGAAUUUAGUGUGUCGAAUGUGUAGAAGCAAUUUGAGGAUGAAUUUGAUACAAUAGUCAAAUAAGAAGAAUGGUAAUUCGAUGAUACUGUGUCAAAAAAGGUUCAUAUAUGA
Molecule: messenger RNA, 333 nt
Organism: Paramecium tetraurelia
Lineage: Eukaryota; Ciliophora; Oligohymenophorea; Peniculida; Parameciidae
Exons: 2
Source: RefSeq, a predicted model, not a curated record